AUGUCUGAGUUGUGGAAUAGCAGUGAAGUCUUAGGAGUAUUUACAACCAUGAUUCCAUUUUCUGUCCAUGACGAGGGCCUGAUCAGCCAAUCCACAAAGCAGACUGUGGAGUUCGCCCUCGUGACAGUAUUCCUUCCCAUGAUUCUCCUGCUUGGCUGUCUUGGAAAUGGCGCCGUUCUGAGAACUUUAUGGAAUCAGAAACCUCGGCAGUCGCUCACUGUCUACCUGCUGAGUCUGAGUGUGAAUGACACAGUCGUUGUCCUAGCCUACGCUGCACACUGGAUUAUAAACAUCGUGUGUUUGUAUGAUCCGGAGUGGGGCAAUAAGAUCACGGCAGCCAUGACAGUUCCGGUGUAUCUGUUUCUGCUGACGGCAGCCCAACGGGUGACUGGCGUCCUAACAUCACUGCUGACUAUGGAGAGAGUGCUAGCAGUCACCUGUCCUCUCACUGUUAAAUCUCUCCUCCUCAGCAGACACCCCCGUAAGAUCGUAACCGCGGUAUACCUGUUCUGCUAUUUGUACAUGGUGCCUAACUGGUUCCGGUAUAACGUGAGCUUGGUAGUCGCGCCCUCUCGGAAUGCUUCUUAUGUUUUCUACAAUCUGACGAAGUUUGCUAGGACGACCGACUUUUACAGGUACUAUGGGCUGCUGGCACACAUUCUUAUGUCCAUUAUCCCAAUGAUUGUUGUGCUCUGCGGUAACCUCACAAUCAUCAUCACGAUGAAAAGGCGAAAGAAUUUCCAAGAUACUAUCAUGUUUAAGAAAUCUGAAGAACACAAAGUUACCACUUUAUUACUCUGCGUCUCCUUCAUCUUCCUUAUAUGCACAAUACCUGGUACAUGUGUUUUGAUCGUCACAAAAUAUAACACGGAUUUCGGGCUGACGGGAAGAGAGCGACAUCUUUUUGAUGUUCUAUUGACGAUCUCUUUCAUUUUGGUUGCGCUUAAUUCAUCUGUUAAUUUCAUAGUGUAUAUGAUAUGCAGUUCACGGUUUCGAAAAACUUUUACUGAGACCUGGCGUUGUUGUCAAAUACAAAAAAUUAUACAAUAG
Molecule: messenger RNA, 1050 nt
Organism: Liolophura sinensis
Lineage: Eukaryota; Metazoa; Mollusca; Polyplacophora; Chitonida; Chitonidae
Product: probable G-protein coupled receptor frpr-1
Exons: 1
Coding region: 1-1050 (349 amino acids)
Biological process (GO): G protein-coupled receptor signaling pathway
Cellular component (GO): membrane
Molecular function (GO): G protein-coupled receptor activity
Source: RefSeq, a predicted model, not a curated record